Messenger RNA from Gilbertella persicaria, 2679 nucleotides. Its product is annotated as aluminum activated malate transporter-domain-containing protein. The transcript is spliced from 3 exons. The coding region runs from base 1 to 2679 and encodes 892 amino acids. Gene Ontology annotation, biological process: malate transport. The record is from RefSeq and is a predicted model, not a curated record. Lineage: Eukaryota; Fungi; Mucoromycota; Mucoromycetes; Mucorales; Choanephoraceae.
AUGAUACCUGCCUGUAUAUGGUGUGCUAUCUCUGCUUCCCUCUACAGUAAUGGUGCUGGUGUGAUUGCUUCUCUGGGUUUCUUGAUCUCCGUGUUUCUUACUGCUUAUUUUCGAUUGAAAUAUCCACGGCUGUUAAUUCCUUCCUUGCAAGCAUUCACCAUUCCAUUCUUUGGUCUGACUCGCAAUAUCUAUGCAACCAGUUUUGACGUGAUGUCCAUUGUAGGCAUUUUUUACCCUACUUUAAUUGGUGGUGGAAUUGCAUUGAUGGUCAAUUUGAUUCUAUGGCCAGAAACAGCAGCCAGGAUAUCCGAAGCGUCUUUUGGUAGUGCUCUUUCUUCGAUUUCAAGUGUAUUGGACUGUAUAGACACAGAAGUCUUGAAGGAUCAUGUCGACGUUGCUUUUAGUGACUUGGCGGCAUCUAAAAAAUUACGUCAAACCAUUCAGAAAUUAGACACCGACAUUGCUAAAAUGCAGAAAUCCAGACGAGAAGCGAAAUACGAAAUUGUCAUUUCACACUAUUGCCCGCUUUGGUACAAGUCGUUUGCGAAGACCAUGGAUGGCAUGACUCAGAAUCUCUAUGGUCUAUCGUUGGCUGUUGAAAGAGAAGCCUAUAUCAUCCUAGAUCAAAAACUUCAGACACAUCAAAAAGUCAAUCCUGCAACACGCUUACAGAGACAAUAUGCACUCGAGAAUGGAGAUACACUAAUGAGCCAAGGUUCAGAGUACAUUGCAAUAGGCACAAACAAACUCGAGAACGGAGGCACUGUAUCGCGCAUUGAAUACAAGUUCAUUUCACGACUCAAUUCUUCUGUUCAGCCAGAAAUCAAACAAUUUGUACAGACGUGUGCUCAUGCGAUGAAAUCAAUUCGGUACCGCCUUGAAACCCAUCGCGCUAUUCACUCGUAUCUCUCUUGUGUGGAUCAUGCGAAUGGUCAAUACGACUUGACAUCUGCUUUAGUGAAUUUGGACAAUGCCAAAGUCAUUUUACAAAAGGAAUAUGAAGAGCGUCAAUCAGAACCUACUGAGGACCAUUAUCUAAUCUUUACAAUCCUGUUCUGUCUCACCCAGUUUGGACAGAAAUUAGUGGCAUUGGACAAACAAGCAACAGAAUUGAUUCAAAAGCGAAAAAGUGGUCGAUUUCCUCGGGUAUUUUUUCCUCAUGUCCAUUGGAGGAAAUGGUUAGAGCAGACAGGCGAACAUGUACAGACUGAAAACACAGUGACUGAACAUGUCUUGUUUGGGCAACAGCAUGUGUUAAAUCGAGAAGACACCAGACGGUCUGAACAUCAUCCCGAUUCCUCGGAAGGUACGUCUGCAUUUAAGCCGAGUGGUGGCAUCGAUAAGCGCAUGUCGAUUGAAAGUGAUUGGGAAGACAAAGCAUCUGUCGCACUUCAACAUGCACCUGGAAAUCAUGUAUGGAACAAAUGGCUUUAUACUCUCAAUGUGUGGUGUAGAACAGAUCCUUUUCGGUAUGCAGUCAAGUUCACAGUGACCAUGGAGUUGUUGGCUUUGAUGGCUUGGCUGCCUAUUCCAGGUGUCAAUGAGCUGUACAACAAUAACCAUGGGCAAUGGGCCUUGCUGUCUGCCAUGGUCGUAUUUAAUUUUACAGUUGGAUCUACAUUAACUCAAUGCGUCUAUCGAGUUGUGGCAACCGUGAUUGGUGCCAUCUGUGGCUAUCUUUCCUUAUUAGCAGCAGGUCGUAAUGCUAAUCCCUAUGUAUUGGCUGUCAUGAUCCUUAUUUUCCAAGUCCCCAUGUGGUUCACCUUAUUAGGAUCCAAGUAUCCGCGUAUUGGUUUUAUUUCACUCUUAACGUUGGCUGUGAUUUCAUCCACAGGCUAUAUAGAUACCAACCAGGAAGACUUAUUUGCUCCUGUCUGGAAACGAACAUUGACAGCGAUCAUUGCUAUUCUUGUAGUCAUUGUUAUCGAUCAUCUGCUAUGGCCUGUGUGGGCACGUACCAUGGUACGUAAACACUUGUCUGAUUUGUUGAUUGCCACAGGCAUUCAAUACUCGAAAGUGGCUUCGUUGGUCUGUCAGGAAAACACACAAUCUUAUCGCUACAAGUCGACUUUACUAGAUGCCCAAAUAAAUGCCAAAGUUCUUAAGCGACAACAACAGAUGACAUCGCAAAUGCUGGAGCUGGCAGUCAUGGAGCCCCGUAUCACCAAAGGGACUUUUCCUAUCGACAUCUAUCGCCAAAUGCUGUAUCAUGAACGCAACAUACUGUACUGGAUUGACCAUUUACUCAAGACACAGCAAUUUAUUUCUGAACAUGUUCGAAAAAAGAUCAUGAAUCCACUGAAUCCGUAUCGUAAAGAACUCGCAGCAGCUGUCCAUCUUUACCUGUUCACAUUAGCAGGCUCUCUUCGCACCAAAUCUUCUUUACCUGCUUCUUUGCCCUCGGCAGAAAUGGCUCGACAGAUCUUACAGAAACGACAAUCUGAAGUGUGGCAUCAAAGCUUUCAUGAAUUAUCGAGAGUGGUCGAUCCAGAAGACAAUACGGCAAAUGACGAAGAAACAAGACGACAAAAACGAAGCGCAGAAAACCAAAUCUAUUGGCAGACCUAUGCUGCAGGAUCAGUCGAAGUGAUUAUGGAACAAGAAGCCAUAGGUGAAUUAAUGGUGAAACUGAUGGGUCAACAUAUAUUUAAAGCAGCUACCAAGGAUUGGAUUGAAUGA